Fusarium mangiferae is the source of this 1920-nucleotide messenger RNA. RefSeq lists its product as uncharacterized. The coding region runs from base 1 to 1920 and encodes 639 amino acids. The record is from RefSeq and is a predicted model, not a curated record. NCBI's taxonomy places the organism in Eukaryota, Fungi, Ascomycota, Sordariomycetes, Hypocreales, Nectriaceae. The transcript has a single exon.
AUGAGUGCAGUUGUUGAUGCAGCGGUUACUAAAUCGGAGGCUCUCAAGGCAUAUUUUAUGCAAUGGGCCAUUGACAUCAGUAAAGUCAAGAGUCCUGAGGAGGAAUACAAACAAAAACGUCAAAUGUUGCGGCAUAAAUUCGACAAUGAGCUUCACCAACUGCUGCAGCUCUCGUCUGAUCAGAAUGAGUACACGAAGAGAUCGGAGGCGAUGCUGCAACAUGCCGGUGAGCUUAAAGAACUAGAGAUCCAGUUUAAGAAGUCAAUCGCUCUAGAUGAACAGAAGUUUGGAGAACGACUGGAGGCAGCACACAGGAGGCUGGCUUGUGGUCUGUUCCGGGCAUUGGGGGAUACUCUAUGGGAUCAUUCGGUUUCAACUGCACUAAACGAGUGUUUAAAACCUCAAAGACCAAAGGUAGACGCUGUUAGUGCAAAGGAAUACAGCGGGGUGCUUGACACGCGAAAUGGUGCGGACGCAAUUCCUGACACGACAAUCGACCUGGAAAGGGACAACCAGGGCUUGCGCCACGUUGAAGACAGGCUGAGGCCACGGGAUCAAAUUACUGCAUACUAUCAAUCUUCCACAGAGAUGGUAGACUCUGCCUUCACUGGGUCGCUGGAACAACAACAAUCCUCAGCUCUCCAGGUACCUCUUGGCCAGGAAGCAGAGUCAGGAGCACAGAUAAUCCCAGCCACAGAAGAAGCAGAGGUAAAUAAGUCCCAGACGACUCGGACUCCAGGCCCAGCUCCAACUCCAGAUGCGAGCCGUUCGUCAGAUUCUAACAGUCGCUUAGCCGAGAACUCGAAUCUCACAACCAUGCCAAUCUCGCCGAUGAGCUUGAAACAAACUGGGGGAGCAACCCACCGAGAUACAGGGCAGACAUCAAAUGGGGCGGCUCAACCAGCGCUUUCUAUUACACUGGCACAUACUCAGAACAAUACAUCACCUGGUCAACUGCCAGCGGACACUCUUGUCGCCCACCUUCGCGCCCCGCUAAAAAGGGUCUUAGCAGAAGCAUCCGAUCAACAACAGAAACGGAAAAGGCUACACAUCAACUCCCCCGAUCCACCCGAGGAACGUGUCAUCGAAUUUGACCAAGUCUUCCAGAACGGAGACGCUCAAACAAAGUACAUUAUUGUUCAGCAUCCCCCAGACUUCGGACAUUGGUACAUCCUAGAGUGCAAGGAACACGGCAAACACUUUCACAAGGACCCAAUCAGAAGUGCCUCUCGGCAUCUAAUAGGCCAAGACCAUGGGCUGAACGGAGACCACUCCUUUGCAGUCAAGAUGCUUGGAACGCGUGUUCUGCAUUGCAAUGAUUUACUGGCCGCGAUGAACAACCGAAUAGCAAGGCAGUCUUUUCCGGAGGCCGUAAAUGUUAUACCUCAGCGGGUAACUCGAGGAAAGCGGAUGUUGCCCCAAGACUAUCAAGCUCAGGGCUGUGAAGUCAUCCCUGUUGCUGGCGAGAUAUACUCUUCAAAGUCGGCCUCACAGGGCAAUAUGUAUCCAGUUCUUGUCCUCCCAUGGAAAGCCUUUCAUCAUUUUCCACAGACGAAACAGCUACUAAAUAGCACUCCUUCAUGCUAUGUCUUUGAUAAGAAGGUUGAUCAGUAUCCUCGAGGCUGGGCCGAGGGUUACGAAGACGGCGGUGUUAUGCUCCAAAACAGGUCUUAUCCUGUCGUUUCCUUUGACAAGGAAGACUUCCCGGACCAAUGUACUUUUGGAUGGGCUCCUCUGACAAGCUUCAAAGUUUACGAUCCUGAUCAUACUAGUGUUGUUCAGUCCGGGAUUGUCAACCGAUAUCUCCGGAGGAAAGACCCUCGAUUGGCUGUCGACUAUCGUUACUCGACAGAUCAAAGUAACGUCAUACCGGAUAGGACUGAUGGGGAGAAUAUACACAUGGGCGACUGUAUGGAAUAA